Eremothecium sinecaudum is the source of this 744-nucleotide messenger RNA. It is a transcript of the gene ATP23, whose product is annotated as putative metalloprotease. NCBI's taxonomy places the organism in Eukaryota, Fungi, Ascomycota, Saccharomycetes, Saccharomycetales, Saccharomycetaceae. Gene Ontology annotation, molecular function: metalloendopeptidase activity. Bases 1 to 744 code for a protein of 247 amino acids. Gene Ontology annotation, biological process: mitochondrial protein processing; mitochondrial proton-transporting ATP synthase complex assembly. The transcript has a single exon. The record is from RefSeq and is a predicted model, not a curated record. Gene Ontology annotation, cellular component: extrinsic component of mitochondrial inner membrane.
AUGGGUGAUGAUGCUGAGAUCCCUCCAAGUGAGGUGCUCCCAAAAAUUGAAGUUCCUUUAGAUCCUUCCUCUGUUAAAGGAUUUAACUGGUGGAGACGUACAUUACAAUACAACACUGGACUUGGCUUGACACCAGAAGAAAAGCUCAGCUAUGAGAAGGAUUAUGCUUAUGUAGUACAAAAUAAGCAGUGUAAGCAAUGUUACGAAAAUCGGGAUUGGUUAUUGAAGUAUUCUCCUACUGUGAUAUUUAUGACACAGCAAAUUGCGAAGCUCAAUAAGAUACAGAAUAAAGAAGAUAACUUGAAAUAUGAUGAAUCGAAGAUUAUAUGUGACGCGUGUCCUGAUUGGAAGUCUGGUGGCUUUAACCCUGAGCUAGGGAUUUUAUUAUGUCAGAAUAGGUUGCGUAAUAAGUGGCAUAUGGAAGAUACAUUAGCGCAUGAAUUAGUGCAUCAGUUUGACAAUUUGAAAUUCGAGGUUGAUUGGCUAAACCUGAGGCACCAUGCCUGCUCAGAAAUCCGGGCAUCAAAUCUGAGCGGAGAGUGUAGAAUAAUGCAAGAAUUUAAAAGGCGAGGCUUUCGAUUUGAUAUUGGCAAGGGCCAUCAAAACUGUGUCAAAAGAAGAGCUACAUUGAGUGUUAUGGGAAAUCCUAAUUGUAAAGACAGAGAGCAUGCCGAGAAGAUUAUCGAUGAGGUCUGGGAUUCCUGUUUCAAUGAUACAAGGCCAUUUGAAGAAAUUUAUAGGUGA